Pelobates fuscus (common spadefoot toad) is the source of this 2942-nucleotide messenger RNA. RefSeq names its product scavenger receptor class F member 1 (gene SCARF1). Lineage: Eukaryota; Metazoa; Chordata; Amphibia; Anura; Pelobatidae. Gene Ontology annotation, cellular component: membrane. Gene Ontology annotation, molecular function: low-density lipoprotein particle binding; scavenger receptor activity. Gene Ontology annotation, biological process: heterophilic cell-cell adhesion; dendrite development; neuron remodeling. The transcript has 11 exons. The record is from RefSeq and is a predicted model, not a curated record. The coding region runs from base 164 to 2827 and encodes 887 amino acids.
UCCAGAAGGGCAUUCACACUGGGCUGUGGAGAGGGAAAUCGUAUCUAGAUAUGGGACUAUGGUGGAAGAUUUUUAGAACAGCUAUUUGCGCUUAUGCCUAAAAUCACACUUGGCUCUUACACUUGGCCGGCUCUACCAGUAGUCGCUGGGGUUGCCAAGGAUAAUGUGGAAACUACAGCUGGCUGUCUUGUUUGGGAGUUGGCUUCAAGGAAUGUGUUCCCCUGAUCUAGAUCCUGCUGGGGCAAAUGUUUGUAAAUCUGAAAGUGUCACCAAUGGACUGGUGUGCUGUCCAGGCUGGAAACAGGAAGGGCGAGCAUGUACGGUGGCAAUCUGUGAUGGAGAGAAUACCUGCCAAACAGAUGAGGUCUGUAUAAGACCCGGGGUAUGCCGGUGUAAGCCAGGAUUCUUUGGAGCCAGCUGUACCUCACGUUGCCCAGGUCAAUACUGGGGCUCAGACUGCAAGCAAAGCUGUACUUGUUUCCCCAAUGGAAAAUGUGAUCCUGUGACUGGUCAGUGCACCUGCAAUGCCAACCGUUGGGGUACCAAUUGUGAGAAUAGUUGUGUCUGUGCUCACGGGGCAUGCAAUCAGCUCACAGGAGUCUGCGAAUGUGAAUCUGGAUGGUGGGCGCCACACUGCAACAAACCGUGCCAGUGCAACCUGCAAAACUCCCGCUGCCACCAUGCCACCGGGAUGUGUAUAUGUAACAGUGGGUACUGGGGGCAGAGGUGUGGCGUGAAAUGCAACUGCAACAAAUCCCCCUGCUUUCAGACCAAUGGAAAAUGCAAAUGUCAAGAAGGCUGGUGGGGGGUUUCCUGUGAAUUUCAGUGUGAUUGCUUGCAUGGCAAGUGCAGCCCUGUCACCGGCGAGUGUGAGUGCCACGCAGGCUACCAUGGAAAAAACUGCGCUGCUCCAUGCCCAUCUGGAACAUACGGACCCAAGUGUAAGAUGAUGUGUGGGAAAUGUACUGAAGUCGCGUUAUGCUCUCGUUUCGAUGGCUCAUGUCCAUCUUGCAAGCCUGGCUGGAAUGGCACCCACUGUGACCAGCCUUGCCUGCCAGGAUACUAUGGGGUUCAAUGUUUGCAGAGGUGUCCAAAAUGCCGUGGGAAUGACGUGUGCAAAAAAGAGUCAGGUGUCUGCCAAAACUGUGAUGCUGGGAGAAUGGGACCCAGGUGUGACUCCCCGUGUCCUAUAGGGAGAUACGGAGAAGGAUGCCAGUCCAUGUGUCCCGCCUGCGUACAUGGAAGCUGUGAUCCUGUUACAGGAGACUGUAUGUGUGACCCAGGGUACUGGAAAUACAGUUGCAAUGAAACAUGUCCUUAUGGAGUUUUUGGAUCUAAUUGUUCGGGCAAGUGUAAUUGUAGCGGAGGUCCUUGUAGUCCAGUCGAUGGGACAUGCCAAUGGACAACCAACCAGAAAGGAGCCAUGAUUGCCGGAGUCCUUAUACCACUGUCACUUAUUUUCAUCCUGUGUUGUUGCUGUUGCUGUGGAAAUAACGAGUCAACUCCUAAAGACAGGGUAAACAAUGGAGACGGUGGGUCCUUAUCCCGAAUGAAGCACAAUUUUCAGGGAGCUCUGGCAAACAUUUAUUCUGUGUUACCUUGUUGUUCUGUUGGGAAUUCAAAACUUUCCUGGGUUACAGUGUCACAUCAUGAUGCCGAGCUUCCCUUCAAUCAUAGCUUCAUCGAGUCCCCUUCCACUGGCUGGUUAUCAGAGAAUUCUUUUUCCUCAUUUGAGUCAGAUGAUGGGGGACCUGUGUAUUGUGUUCCUCCCAGAGAAGGAAUGUCUGUAGCAGAUAUCGAUGGAUUCCAGGAGAUGAGUUCUAAGUGCAAUGUAUUUCCAGAAGCACUGGCUUUUAACUCAGAAGACUCCUGUCAACCAUUUUCCAUCCCCAGGACUUCCAGCAUUGCCAAAGCCAAAAGGCCGUCAGUAUCAUUUGCUGAGGGAACCAGAUUUGAAAGCAGAAGAUCCUCCACCACUGAUACACCAAAUCUUACUCGGAAGCCAAAACUUGCUUUAAGUUUGCCCAAACUGCCUUCAAUACAGUCAAAUAUACUCAAUGGGGAAGAACUACAAAAAUGUGAGCAAACCAAUGGAAAACUGAACCCGGAACUGGAAGAUCAUCCAAAACUCCAAAGAAGCAUGCCAGUUGGGCGCCGAAGAACUUUGUCUAAUGCACAGAAAGUAGCCUUGAAAAUUGAAAUGGCAGAAUCUGGCACAAGUGAAAAUAUUUAUGAAAUGAAAAGGAAGAUCCCUGUUAUAUCAACUGUUUACGUGAGCGUUGGACCCCCCAAAAAGCCAUAUAAGCCUCGUAGAAAAUCAGAAGGCAAUGUGGAUGGGGCAGUUCAGGCUGUGUUGAAACGUUUGGGCAGCUUUCAGAAAGGUAUUCCAAAACCAGUACGGAAAAGUUUACUGCAGCCACCAAAUUUCAGAGCUUCUCAAACAAAGAUAUAUGAAGAAGAAGGCAAAACUACCAGCAAAACCUGUGACUCCUCAAUUGUGCCCUCAAAUGCCAGGUUGCAGGACAACACAAAAAGGAAAGCCCUUGUGCCAAGUUCCUCCAUUCUUAAGAAAGUAGUAACUAAGGGUGAGGGGGACACUGAGUGGGAGGGAAGCACCGGUAAUUUGGAGAAUGUGUACUCCAGCUUGACUGAUCCAGUGGUCUUGGAACAAAACUUAAAUGAAGAGCAUAUCUAUCAAAGCCCAGAGGGUACAGGACACUUGGAACCAAAGUAUGAAAAUAUAACACUACCACAUUCCUAUGACAAUAAUGAGAUAGAGACAUGUCCUGUAUAUGAAGAUGCCCAAAUGACUAAUGAGAGUUCUUAAGUGUAAAAAAGACUACAGCUAUCCUCAGUAGUUUCACAGCAGUAUACUGAAUUGUCCAAAACAUAGAACACAUUUUUUUUUUAUAGAAACCAAUAAUAAAAAAAUAUUAAAAAUA